Molecule: messenger RNA, 2906 nt
Organism: Melanotaenia boesemani (Boeseman's rainbowfish)
Lineage: Eukaryota; Metazoa; Chordata; Actinopteri; Atheriniformes; Melanotaeniidae
Product: potassium voltage-gated channel subfamily V member 2
Exons: 4
Coding region: 1-1602 (533 amino acids)
Biological process (GO): protein homooligomerization; potassium ion transmembrane transport
Cellular component (GO): membrane; voltage-gated potassium channel complex
Molecular function (GO): delayed rectifier potassium channel activity
Source: RefSeq, a predicted model, not a curated record
AUGAAAGUACUUGUAAAACGUCGCUCCAGCCUGUUUGAGAGCAUAAAACGGGAUAUGAGCUUUUCACAAAGCAUUGAAGAAGAAGCGCCUGAAUUCCCUUUUUCACAAGACAGCUCAGUAAAACCUUGGACUUCCAUGGAUAACCUUGACACCCCUGAUGACAAAAAUGAGAAGGCCAAAGAUGCACCCAAGAUCAAAGAUGCACCAAACCCAAUGAAGUCAAACAUUGUCAACCUGAAUGUGGGCGGAAAGGUGUUUCACAUCCCCAAACAUCUAGUCCUUCGAUACCCAAAAACCAGAAUUGGAAUCCUUGCUCUCUGUGAUGAUCCAGUUAAGCGGCAGACACUCUGUGAUGAUUACAACGUUCAGAACAACGAGUUCUUCUUUGACAGGGACCCAAUGUUUUUCCAUUACAUAUUUCACUUCUACUGCAGCAAUGUCCUCUGGGUGAUGGACAGUCUCUGCCCUGUCAGCUUUGAAGAAGAGCUGUCGUUCUGGGGACUCCGACUGAAGGACACUCCAAGAUGCUGUCGUAUUCUGUUUGAGGAGAAACUGGAUGACAUAAGAGACCAGCUGAAAGUUAACCAGGAGCUGCUCGAUGAAAUUAAACCUCACCAUGACGAUGAAAGUUACAAGACCAUGUUUCUUGGAGACCUUCGUAAAGCCCUCUGGGACUUGAUGGAGAAUCCUUACUCCUCUCUGUCAGCCAAAGCCUUUGCAGUGUUUUCCAGUCUCUUUGUUCUCAUCUCUAUUGUUGCCAUGACAAUGAAUACAGUCAAGGAACUUAGAGAGUACACAUUUGCAGGGAAACCCUACAUGGAGUGGGUGGAGGUUGCUUCCAUAUUGUUUUUUACUUUGGAAUAUUUUCUGCGGUUGGUCACCACGUCCAACAUCAAUCAUUUUGUCAAGAGCGCCCUCAACUUUGUUGAUUUAGUGGCUGUCAUGCCCUACUUCAUCCAGAUUGUUUUUGAAACUUUUGUCAUAGAUUCAGAAGAUGCAAAUGCACAGGAAGACCUGAAGGCCAUGUCCAGGGUCAGUAAAGUCAGCAAGGUGCUCAAAGUGGUCAAGCUGAUGCGCAUCUUCCGUAUUUUGAAACUUGCCCGUCACUCCACUGGCAUGAGGGCGUUUGGUUUCACCAUCCGCCAGUGCUCUGAGCAGGUGUGCUGCCUGUUUUUGUUCAUCGCCAUGGGCAUCUUCACCUUCUCUGCCCUGAUGCAUUCUGUGGAGGUGGAUCAGCCCGGUACCCCGUUCAGCAGCAUUCCAGAUGCCUGGUGGUGGGCUGCGGUCAGCAUCUCCACUGUGGGCUACGGCGACGUGGUCCCGAUCUCCUAUCUUGGUCGUUGUGUGGCAUUUGGCUGCAUCUCUUUUGGGAUCAUCCUGAACGGCAUGCCCAUUUCAAUUCUGUUCAACAAGUUCUCUGACUACUACGCCAAGCUGAAGGAACAGGAGUACACAUGUUCAAAUACCGUACGCACCUUCCAGCUCAGGAAACGUCUGAGGCGCAAGUUCAACAAAUGCUUUGAGCCUCAGCUGGAAGACUCAGAUGAUGAGAUACAUUAUCGGCCCAGUGGAAGACAAACUGACCACGAAACAGAAGACUGAGAGGAGCUGAAUGGCUGCAACCUCAGUAACCUGAAAUGGCCUUAUCACCCAUGGGUCUGGAAAGUUUAAGACCCAACCUGCCUCCAAGCUUAAGCCUAUGUGAGUUAAAAUAGUCUACGAAGGGAAAUGGGAACAGCAUUAGCUUUGCAGUAGAUGCAUCUGCAUGCUAAGGGUGAUGAUUCCCUUGUCACACAGACAGAAUUGUCUUGCUUGAGAGUUCAUCUACUUCCAAGAACAGCAACCAAGACUGAAGCAGUAAAUAAAGCUCUUUACUCUUAAAUUACUUUAGAGGAAGUCUGGUGUUUAGGAAGAGCUCCUCGUGUUGGGAUUACUUUAUUAAGCACAAAAACAUGAUGACAUUGAUUGGUUCUGGCUUCGGGCAGAUGUUAGCGGUGGUUUGUAGAUCCACCUUCCUGCAUUAAGGGAAAAGCUGUCCUUCCACUUCCAGACCAUCAGUGCAGAGCUCCUCCACAUGACAUGCAUACUGUGGUUUUUGUUUUGGUGCAGAUACUCAUCAUGGUAAUGGAUGCAGCAAAGGUCGGGGUGUCGAAUGCAGUCAGGACCUACAGAUUAAUUUUGGGGCCUGGGAUUACUGGGAUUUGCUCUUGCACUUCCUGUCUGGGUAAAAGUCACUCAUGCAAUGAGCUAUUUUAAUAGCACAGAGAAUCAGAUCAGGCGCACUCAGUCAGGUACUAUUUAAGGACUUACUGGCUACUUAAGUAGAUUUUGAUGUGGAAUAGGUCUCUUAAAUGGAGAGAUUUAUCAUUUGUAUUUAAAUAAAGGCAGUGGUGCUGCUGUCAUGUAUUAAGAAACAAAGUGACCUCUGAGGACUUAGCUGUACUGGAACAUACGUGUUUAUAGGGCACCUCGGCUCUAAAUAGCUUAACCAGUUGUUGAUCUUUACAUUAAUCCUCUGAAGAUUUGUUUUUUAAUUAGGAAAAUGUCUCACCCCUCAUCAACCCAUACAAUAUGCCCUACUGGCCACAGAGCUUAGGAAGAAAACCUGAUUUUAUCUUCUUUUUUUUCUUUUUUGUAGCUCUGUUUAACAUUGUUCUGUUUGUUGCACCGGUUUUAAUAAAAGGCAAAUAAAUGGUCUAUAAACAGGAGCAACUGGUGCCUGCAGCUGACUACUGAUUCACACUGAUUCUCAUUUCCAACUGUCCUCCUGCUAAAGAAAACACUGGCAACAGGCUUUCAUUCAUCCACAUGUAGCACAAUAACAUCAGUGCAUCUUCUGCAGCACAUCCAUCAGUGAUGUUCAGCAGAUAUUUAAUGAUUUGUUACAGUGCAGGAAUACACGCAGG